CGGAGUUCAGCCAUGUACAGGAGUGAGAGUGUGGGCCGAGCGGCCGAGUGAUGUGUGCGAGGAGAGCAGAGGGGAGAGCUCCAGGCACGAUGUACAGCGCCGCUGAGAAUGGGUUCACAGGAGAGUAGCUCCGAGAGCAGUGUGUAUUUCUCACUGAGCCCCUCAAUGCUGAACAGCAGCGCGGCUCCGGGCAGCGAGGGAGCGGCCGUCCGCAGGGAGCUCACCCAGCCCUGGAAGAUCAUCGUCAGUAUCGUCAUGUCGGUCAUGGUGCUGGUGACCGUGUUCGGGAACGUGCUGGUGAUCACGGCGAUCGCCCGCUUCCAGCGGCUGCAGACGGUCACCAACUAUUUCAUCACCUCGCUGGCCUGUGCGGACUUGGUGAUGGGGCUGAUCGUGGUUCCCUUCGCCGGGGUCCGCAGUAUCACCGGCGUCUGGUACUUUGAGAACUUCUGGUGCGACUUCUGGACCUCGCUGGAUGUGCUGUGCGUGACGGCGAGUAUUGGCACCCUGUGUGUGAUCGCCCUGGACCGCUACCUGGCCAUUACCUCGCCUUUCCGCUACCAGACGCUGUUGACCAAGUGCAAGGCUCGCCUGGUGGUGCUGGUGGUCUGGAUGGUAGCCGCUCUGACCUCCUUCUUACCCAUCUACAUGGGCUGGUGGAAGCUGAAUGAGACCGGUCCCCUGCAGUGCUACGCGGACCCCAGGUGCUGCGAGUUCUUCGUCAACAAAGAGUUCGCCAUCUCCUCUUCCAUCGUCUCCUUCUACUUGCCCCUGUUCGUCAUGAUCUUCCUGUACACCCGGGUCUUUCAGGAAGCCAGGCAGCAGCUGCAGAAGAUCAACAAGUGUCAGGGCCGCUUCCACAACAACAACUUGAACCAGCCUGUCCCUUCCGUCAACGGCAAAGCCGCCAAACCGGGGCAGAAAAGGACACCCAGGUUUCUCAAUCUGAAGGAGCACAAAGCUCUGAAGACGCUGGGGAUUAUAAUGGGGGUGUUCACCCUCUGCUGGCUGCCCUUCUUCGUGGUCAAUAUCGUCAGUGUCAUUUUUAAAGACAGCAUCUCUAACACCGUGUUCACUUUCCUGAACUGGAUCGGCUACUCCAACUCAGCCUUCAACCCGCUCAUAUACUGCCGCAGUUCGGAUUUCAGGCACGCCUUUAAGACGGUGCUGUGGGGCUGCCGGAGCUCGCCGCCGUCCACACACCACAGCAGUUACCCCAAUGAGAACCUUGUGCCGAGCGAGGAUCGCCUGGGGAACGGGCUGCCCUGCAGCCUGGAGGGCGCAGCGCCAGCAGCGGCAAACUGCAGCCCCCAGGCCGAUGCCAAUGAACGCAGGCUCCUGGACUCGGUCAUUUAAACGGAGGCUCAGCGACACUCACCGAGCCAGUGACACUCAGCAACAGGGAGGCACACCGAAACUCUCGGAAGACGAGAUGUUCCGACUCGAUUCCGCUUGUACUUUUCAUGCAUUCGCCUACCUCAUAACUCUGUGCACGCAGUGCAAGUACAUUGUGGUGAAAGUGUGUGACCCCCCUCUAGCCCUCGCCCCGCGGGAGAUGGAAGCCAGCUCAGUAAAAUAGGACAGUUCUUGAAUGUUGCUACAUGAGCAUUAACAGUGAAUGUUUACAACUCGCAUGACGCCUCUACACAAAGGCCAUGCCGACCCUACUGAAAGCAUUUUUUGCGCCCUCUUUAUCCCCUUGAGUGCUCAUUGGCACACCGUUUUAUA
Messenger RNA from Chiloscyllium plagiosum (whitespotted bambooshark), 1728 nucleotides. Its product is annotated as beta-2 adrenergic receptor-like. Gene Ontology annotation, biological process: positive regulation of MAPK cascade; norepinephrine-epinephrine-mediated vasodilation involved in regulation of systemic arterial blood pressure; adenylate cyclase-activating adrenergic receptor signaling pathway. The record is from RefSeq and is a predicted model, not a curated record. Gene Ontology annotation, cellular component: plasma membrane. Gene Ontology annotation, molecular function: norepinephrine binding; beta2-adrenergic receptor activity. Lineage: Eukaryota; Metazoa; Chordata; Chondrichthyes; Orectolobiformes; Hemiscylliidae.